GGUUAGGGUUUAAAAGGCAGGGCCAAGCAAAAGGCGGUCCACAGCAACAGUCAUGGGCACACACAUCACUGACGCAGGCAGCUGUAGGAGCAUAUAGAACUUCCUCUGACCUAUGCAUUACUUGGGAGGGGCAGCGAAUAGAGACACAGAGCAAGACAUAGGCACACCACACACGCACGCACCGGACCACAUCGCCUGCCGCACGACCAGUGACCCCAUCCAGCGCCCCGUCAGGAUGGUGGCUCACACAUACACAGAGAGGGAGAGAGAGCGAGUGACCCCAUCCAGCGCCCCGUCAGGAUGGUGGCUCACACAUACACAGAGAGGUAGAGAGAGCGAGUGACCCCAUCCAGCGCCCCGUCAGGAUGGUGGCUCACACAUACACAGAGAGGUAGACAGAGAGAGUGUCCCCAUCCAGCGCCCCGUCAGGAUGGCGGCUCACACAUAAUGAGCCGCAGGUCAUCUCAUGCACCCUGCAACAAACCCCCGAUUCACUCUCGCCACUCCACAUGACUUUGCAUCUCUCGCUUUCGACGCUUCUUCCCAGUUGCUUCCUCCAAACACUUGGCGACGAUGAAGAAGCCAAAGCACUUGUCCUCCGGCUGCAUCUCAAGAAACUGUGCCAUCUCGGGGGAAUCCCGAAACGAAGAAAACCACGAGCUCCAAUAACAACCCAAAUCACGCUCGGUUGAAGCCUGCAAAUACAUAUCAUUCAUUCAUUCAUUCGUUCAUUCGGCGUCCUCAUGAACACACCUGCAAAUGCAUGUUCUGCACCGCACAGGCGGUCGCAGCCGCUUCCUCCCAUUCGGGCAUCCUCUUCGAGCCAGCUUGCCGGCGCAUCACAAUCGCCACCAUGAAGGAAACCGAUCCCCAGCGACCGUCGACCUCCCGCUCCCUGACCUGCCGCCAUUGCCCAUACUGCUCCUCCGUCUCAGCAAUCCCAACGCCGCGCCAAUGCUGGUCGUAGUAGGCCAGGGUGAGGUGCUGCAGCUCCAGCAUGCCCUUGCGGCCGAGCACCACGAAGCGCCAGGGAGGCACAGGCCCAUGGAACGGCGCACACAUGGCUGCCUCCAGCAAACGCUCCAUCUGCUGUGCAGACACCGCCUCGUUGACGUAAUGCCGAGGGAAUACCGAGCGACGGUUCUGGAUGCAGGCGAGUACCGGUUGGACAUCAUCGCCGCUGUUGCUGCUGCGCGUCUCGUCUGCCGGCUGAUGCUGCUGCUUGCGCCUCAGUUGCAGGAACACCACGCUGAGACAGCAGACUGCCACCAAAGUGACCAAACUUGUGCCGACCGUCAAAAUGCUGCCCUCGGCGACCGACUCCAUGUCGCUAACGAGUCGAAAGGGGAGAAAGCCUCCGAGGCGAAAGCAUUAGG
Molecule: messenger RNA, 1376 nt
Organism: Vitrella brassicaformis
Lineage: Eukaryota; Vitrellaceae
Source: the annotation of a GenBank genome assembly